AUGCCUCCCUUCCACAUGUCGACUCAGACCAUCAAGGACGCUUUGGCUCCUCGCGAGACCAAUGGUCAGGUUGUCUUUCUGAAGAAGCUUCACUGGUUCAAGAUGGAAUCACAGGUUGAAGCCUACGUCGACAAAAUCAUUCGUCCGCGUCAGGUCGAGUACUACUGGCCAGAAAAGGAUGGCACAGCAAAGAAGGCGAAGAAGGAAAACAUGGGCUAUGUUUGGAUCGUGUGCGAGAACGAAUAUGCAGCAAAGACCCUCGUGAAGGAGAUCAACCUUAAGGAGACAAAAAGAGGAUUCUACGGGCGGACUCUCGAAGCAGUCCACAUGAAUCGUAGACCGGUCAAUCGCCUUCCUCUUCAGAACAGACAUCCCACGAACAGACCGCACCAUACGCCUCCAAGCAACAUGCCCUCAGCUUCAACAGCUCCUCCUCCUGCGUCGGACUCUCGUCUCACGUCCGAAGACCCGGCAUGUGAUACCGCCCACAUGAGACCAUCUCAUGCUACCACGGCGCGUGGAAACACUCAUGCCGCCAAUGUUGCCAAUAUCAAACCCAUCAUGACCGGUGAUGCCCUUGUGGAUUCCCAGCUUCAGAACGAGGGAGGUGGUCCUGCUGGGGAGGAUAGUGCGUCAGAAUCCACGGAAGAGGAUUCGUACUCUGACGUCGAAUCUCUCGGCCUGGACUUGUACUAA
Messenger RNA from Colletotrichum aenigma, 696 nucleotides. RefSeq lists its product as uncharacterized. Bases 1 to 696 code for a protein of 231 amino acids. The transcript has 2 exons. Lineage: Eukaryota; Fungi; Ascomycota; Sordariomycetes; Glomerellales; Glomerellaceae. The record is from RefSeq and is a predicted model, not a curated record.